AUGCUGCUGCAGCUGCUGGAGGAAGCAGCAGAGGAACGCCGACUGCAGCAGCUGCAGCAGCUGCAGCAGCAGCAGCAGCAGCGUGAUGUGGACCUCAACUUCGGGCUGCAGCGCAGCACAAAUACAGCAACAGCUGCUGCUGCUGCUGCUGAAGGCGUGCUGCCGCAGCAGCAGCUGCUGCGGCAGCAGCAGCUGCAGGAAAGGCUAGCCUAUCGCCAAAGAGAGCAGCAGCAGCUGCAUCACGAAGUCCAGAAACAACAGUAUCAGCAGCUGCUGCUCCAGCAGCAGCAACAGAAGCAGCAGCUACAGCAGCAGCAGUAUUUCCUGCAGCAGGAGAACGGCGUGCAGCCGUCAGCAGUGAGAGCCUCGCUGCACUUCGCUUCACCGCAGCAGCAGCAACUCCUGCAGCAGCAGCAGCAGCAGCGGCAGCAGCAGCAGGGGGCCCCUCUUCUGUUCCCUGUGGGUCGAUGGACUUUACCUGUCCCCAGAGAUAUUCCUGUGGGGGGCCCCCUGAGGGCAUCUGUCUCUAAAAAGCAGCAGCUGGCAGCAGCAGCAGCAGCAGCAGCCGUUUUCAGGAAGUCCCAUAGUGCUGCGCAGCUUCACUGCCUAAGCCCAUAUGCAGCAGAGGCUUCUUCACCUGCUGCUGCUGCUGCUGCUGCCUGUCGCGCCGGCGGCGCUGCUGCAGCUGCUGCUCCACGCAGCACAGCAGCAGCAGCAGCAGCAGCAGCAAGAAGACAAAGAACCCCCAUCAAGGCCAAAAGGGCCUCCACACCUGCCCCGUUUGUCUGCGGCAGCACACGCAGCAGCCACAAUAUCCUGUUGCAGCAGUCAGCAGCAGCAGCAGCAACUCGACUGACUGCUGGCAGCAACAGGAGCAGCAGCAGCAGACACAUCAGGAGGUCCCACAGCACUGGAGAGCUACUUUUAAAGCCCAAGGCAGCAAGCCAGCAGCAGCAACAGCAGCAACAGCAGCAACAGCAGCAGCAGCAGCAAGCUCCAGCAGCACUUUCUGCAAGGCGGACAACAACCCCUGUAAAACGCCCCACAACUGCUUCUUCCCGUUGCUGCCAGCCCCAACGCAUGCAGCAGCAGCAGGCGCGGCAGCAGCAGCAGCAGGAAGACGCCGCUGCUGUUGCCUCUGCAGCAGCUGCCAGUUUGCUGCUGACUGUAGAGGCCUCAGCAGCAGAAGCAGAAGCCGAAGCUGCUGCGCUGCAUGCAGCAGCAGCAGCACUUGCUUCGGCGCAGCGCAGGGCUUCGCUGGAGCUGCUGUCGCUGUGGGGAUCGUGUGGGGUGGAGACGAUCCCGAUCCCGAUCCCCGAGGGGCCCCACAGCAGCAGCAACUUCUUGCUGCUGGAAGAGCUGCAGCAGCAAACAAAAGGAGACAAAUUCUAUUUAGAAAAGAUCCACACAACAGCAAGCUCGUUGGACUUGCUGCAGGAAGGAGACAGACAAGAAGCAAAAGGAGACAAGUUCUAA
This is a messenger RNA of Eimeria tenella, 1476 nucleotides long. RefSeq lists its product as uncharacterized. The record is from RefSeq and is a predicted model, not a curated record. The transcript has a single exon. Bases 1 to 1476 code for a protein of 491 amino acids. NCBI's taxonomy places the organism in Eukaryota, Apicomplexa, Conoidasida, Eucoccidiorida, Eimeriidae.